CACGUUUAAAAAACAUAGCCCAGAGUACACUUGAAACGUGCACAUCACUAGCCAACCAUUCAUAGUUCAAUAGUCUACUGAAACAAAAAAACAAACAACAAAAUGUUCAAAUUUGUGUUAAUUUCUUGCGUUUUGGCUGCCGCCAUUGCUUUGCCAAUUACCCAAGAGGAAGCCGAGGAAAGAGCCGAAUUGGAACGUAUCCAAAAUGAAUCUGCCCAAUACUCCUUCAAUUCUCAUGUCGAAGAUAAGAUCAACGAUAACAUGAUCGCUCGCGAAGAAACUCGUGAUGGUACCAAGGUCAGUGGCAUGUACUCUUACAGUGAUGGUUUCGUUAUGCGUACUGUCUACUAUGAAGCCGAUGAAAAUGGUUACCGUGUAGUCAAGGAAGAUACCCAAGAAAUCGGUGAUGGUCCUCAAUACAAUCCUGAAGGUCAAGCUGAUGUUGAAGGUUCAUUGAUUGGCAAAUACUCCAUCAAGUUGGAUCAAGAUAAGGAAGAUCCUCACUACAAAGAUGUCCGUGCUUAAGUGAAAAUACACACAUACACACACACAAAAGUAAAUGAAGAUUUCAUUUAUAUUUCUAACAUUUAGAAAUAGAGACUGAGCCAAGAAAUCGAAUUAUUAACAUUUAACAUUUAACUUUUAAAUCACAUGAGAUAUUUUUGUUGUAUUGUUUUGUUAAUAGUAGUAGAGUCUUAAAACUAUGUAAAAACAAAUAAAAAUUAUACAUUUAAGAAAAAAUA
Molecule: messenger RNA, 743 nt
Organism: Lucilia cuprina (Australian sheep blowfly)
Lineage: Eukaryota; Metazoa; Arthropoda; Insecta; Diptera; Calliphoridae
Gene: Cpr51A
Exons: 2
Coding region: 103-525 (140 amino acids)
Cellular component (GO): chitin-based extracellular matrix
Molecular function (GO): structural constituent of chitin-based larval cuticle
Source: RefSeq, a predicted model, not a curated record